Lactuca virosa is the source of this 399-nucleotide messenger RNA. The record is from the annotation of a GenBank genome assembly. Lineage: Eukaryota; Viridiplantae; Streptophyta; Magnoliopsida; Asterales; Asteraceae.
AUGAGCUCAUUUUCUUAUCAUGGUGAUCAGAAUUUCCCUGCUGCUCCAACGUUUUUGCAAGUUAUGCAAUUUGCGGGGCAGCAUCCUGGUGGCCUUGGAGUUCCUGCUGUUGACAUGGCAUUCCCUGGCUAUGUUACUCACCCCAAUGGAAUGGGGAAUUCAGAAAUGACAUGGCUACCUGUUUUGGCUGGUGCUGCUGGGGCUUUAGGUGCUGCAGGAGCUUUAGGGGCAACAUAUUAUUCACCUUAUAUCACAAUGGAUGGUGCUUAUCAUGCUAGGCCAUCUGGCCAGACCUCUGCAUUGACUCCUACAAGUGCAUUAAGAGGUAGAGUGUAUCUUCCUCAAGAUGAGCUAGCCCAAUAUGGGCUAUGUGAUGACGAUUUUACUCAAGAAGAGUGA